Molecule: messenger RNA, 1647 nt
Organism: Closterium sp. NIES-65
Lineage: Eukaryota; Viridiplantae; Streptophyta; Zygnematophyceae; Desmidiales; Closteriaceae
Source: the annotation of a GenBank genome assembly
AUGUUCGGCUCUUUCUGUGGCCCUUGUGCUUCCCACAGUGAUGUGAGCGGCAACAGCCUGUAUGGUAUGGGCGCAUCAACCGCGACUUCAAGGGCAUGGUGGCGAUCAGCGGCGCACCAAUCUAACCUCCAUGUGCCGCCCCCCCCACUUCUUCCCACAGUGAUUGAUGUGAGCGGCAACAGCCUGUAUGGACGCAUCAACCGCGAUUUCAAGGGCAUGGUGGCGAACAGCGGCGCCCUCGUCAACCUGGCUCGCAACUUCUUCUUUGGGGAAGCCGUGCUCUUUGCUGCUGGCUGCAAGGUCUGCCCCACCGAGGUCAGCGAGCCCAACAGCCUCGGCCUCAAAGCCACCUCCAACUGGCGAGUCUCUGACGGCAAUUGCAACAAUGCACUACCCUCUUACCUACUACAAGACUACGCCGUGACAGGGGCCGGGCUGAAGCUGAGGGUGAGUCUGUCGGGCAACUGCCUGACGCUCAGCCCAAGCACGGAGUGCUCGGUCAACGCCACCCAGCGCAGCACGGCAGCCUGCCAGGCGUUCUGCAGCAUCACGGACAACGGCCCGUGUGACGGCCAUGGGGUGUGUGUGCCGGCUGACCCUACCUCUGCAGCAGCAUCGCGGACAGCCUCCCCCUCCAACUUCACGUGCCUCUGCGAUGCCGGCUACUCCACUCUCAACUCAGGCAACGGCUCCACAUGCGCCAUUGUCAACUCCACCACCACCACUGAGAAGUGGGAGGGGUUGGAUGUGUGUGAGCAGUUCUCGCUGCAGCAGAUGCUUAAGGCCACCAACAACUGGUCGGACGACAAUGUGCUGGGCAAGGGAGGCUUCGGCAUUGUCUACAAAGGCCGCUCGUCACAUGGCCAGCUGUGGGCCAUCAAGCGCUCCACCAUCAUGACCAACGACUUUGAAACGGAGGUGCGAACCAUGGCGUCUCUCCACCACACACACCUCGUGCGCCUGCUGGGCUUCUGCCUGGACCAGAACGUGGAGACGGGCAAGCAGGAGCAGAUUCUGGUGUACGAGUUUAUAGGCAACCGGGACCUAGAGUACCAUAUCCAUGCAACCAAGCCCAACAUCCUUGUGUCUGCCGACAUGCAAGCCAAGGUGGCUGACUUUGGGCUGCUCAAACGCCUCACUCACGGCGAUGCUGAUGCCACGCGAGUGGCCGGCACUCCGGGAUAUGCAAUGAAGAGGGUGGAGGCGUAUGAUCUGGAGGAGCUGAGGGACAGCAAGAUGCCAGCGGUUAGUGAGGAGGCAAUAGUCGACUUUGCAGACCUGGCUUUGGACUGCAUCAAGUCUCCUGGCACACGGCGACCCACCAUGAAGGAUGUGGCAUGCCGCCUCAGCGCCCUCAUUGCCAAGCACUGUCCCGACAGGGAGGACGAGUGGGAGAGUGUUGCGAAGGAAGAGAGUGAAGGCAACGAGGGUAUAUCUUCAAGGGAUGUUUCUGCUGCGUCGUUUGAGAGCAGUGGGAGGGAGGCUGAAAAGUCUCAUGGCUCACAUUCUAAUGUGAGCUCGUUCAUGCGUGUUGGCUCGAUAGCCAAGCCAAGUGAAAUCUACGAUGCUGCCACUGCGACCCUCACAGUCGAUCGAGGACUGCGCGUUCCAGUCUGGCUGGUGGGCACUCCCCGUUCCUUGCGCUAA